Messenger RNA from Helobdella robusta, 360 nucleotides. RefSeq lists its product as hypothetical. The transcript is spliced from 2 exons. The record is from RefSeq and is a predicted model, not a curated record. The coding region runs from base 1 to 360 and encodes 119 amino acids. Lineage: Eukaryota; Metazoa; Annelida; Clitellata; Rhynchobdellida; Glossiphoniidae.
AUGAAUUUUGAAAACAGAUGGGUCUUGAGAUCCGCUCUGAACUUCGCAAGUGAUGGAGAAGUAGUCAGAGAAGUAGGUGGAGAGUUCCAGAGAACAGGACCAGAAAAAGCAAAAGCAGAUUUGGCAAAAGAGUGUUUAACACGAGUUAAGAAAAAGCGAGAAGAAGAUCGUAAACCGGGGCGUUUAGAGAUAAGAAGAGAACCAAGAGAGACAAGAAUCAGUAAUAUUAAAAGAAUGAUGCAGCAGUCUCAAGAGAAUAGUAUGGUCAACAGUAUCAAAAGCCGAGGAAAAGUCAAGAGCAAGAAGAAGAGUAAGAUUACUAUUGUCACUAGAGAGAAGGAUAUCAUUGUGUGUAGGUAA